AAAUGAUAGACUUGGAUUAGCUAACACAAUGUGCCAUUUGAACACAGAGUGAUGGUUGCUGAUAAUGGGCCUCUGUGUAGGUAUUCCAUAACAAAUCUGCCAUUUCCAGCUACAAUAGUCAUUUACAACAUUAACAUUGUCAACAAUGUAUUUCUGAUCAAUUGGAUGUCAUUUUAAUGGCCACAAAUGUGCUUUUCUUUCAAAAACAAGGACAUUUCUAAGUGACCCCAAACUUUUGAACGUAGUGUAUUUUUAUAAAGAGAACCAUUAUACUGUUAGUAACUCUCCUAAAGAAUUCUUCUUCACCCCAAGUUCUGGUGCACAUUGCCUUCAUAGGCCUGCUGUAGCUAAGCCUAAUAAUAGCCAUACCACACCAAACCUUCACAAAUGUUGCUUAACUUUAUUAUCAAAAGUAAGUCAAGUCAUUGUUUAUAGGGAAAACACAAGUAGGUUCUUAUAUUGUGGCAUUAAAUGAAUUAUCAACAAAGUCGAUUGCCUACCCAACAAAUGGCAGCAAUAGGCUAACGCUAUUUCUUUUACAACAGGCCUACUUUUAACCUUCGUCUAAAUAAGGAGCACAAAAUUAAAGAAAAUUUGAACAUGAUUUAGCCAAUGAAAAUGUCUCAGCCUAUGCAAAAAGAGUUUGUUUUAUUUUGUUAUUUAAAAAAAAAAAAAAAAAAAACUGUUUAGAUGAUUAAAUUGGCCUACAGUAGUAAUAAUAAUGAUUUAUAAUAAUGACAAAAAAAUGUAUGAUAAAUAGCAAGUGGAAUAGCUAAAAAUCAAAUAAAUAGAACAGUAAACAUUACAGUUCCAAAGGAAUAGAGACAUUUCAAAUGUCAUAUUAUGGCUGUAUACAGUGUUGUAAUGGUGGGAAAAUAAAUAUGGGAUGUAUUUACAAAAACUGUGUCACCUCAAAACUGUCACCUGAAAUGACAUCUACACAGUAUUAAUCACUGUGAUUAUUUCAACAGAGUGUUGGAAAGAGCGACUAUCCACAGCAGAGUGAUGGGACUGUAAUGUAAUGUAUUGUAAUCGCCUCAUCCAAACCAGAACACAAUGUACUCGCUUUCAGACUGCAGUCUCAAUCUUCCGUUGUCUGGUUUCCAGCAAUCUACCACCCCUUCUCUCUCUGUCUGUCUCUCUCUCUUUUCUGUUGUCCUCUUGUCUGUCGCUCUGCCUACCCAAUAAGGACCGAACAGGACCGCAGAGACUUUCUGUCUUUUAAUUCCCUCAGAUCUUGUGGUCCAUCUUCCUCUUGUCACUGUAUCUCUUGGUGCCUCUCUCUGUGACACCAAAUACAUACAAAAUGUGUGACAGUCAUCCUCCUCUCCUCCCCCAGGUUGAAGAGACCUCCCCUAGGGUACAGUGACACAGUGGCCUUCUCCAUGGAGCACAGCUCCUACCAGUGCUUCAGGAAGAGUGCCAGAUUUGGGAGGCACCUGGUCAACUUCUUCCUGGUGUUGACACAGCUGGGAUUCUGCAGUGCAUACUUUGUGUUCCUGGCAGAGAAUAUAAAACAGGUUGUUGAGGGAUACCAAGGUGUAAACAUCACCCUGGCAGCUGAAUCCCUGUCAUUCGCCAACACCUCCAUGGUGCCAGCCCCGGUCCCUCUACCCACCAUGGUGCCCUCUGAGCCCUGGGCACUGGACCUGCGUCUUUACAUGCUCUUCUUCCUGCCCUUCCUCAUCCUGCUGGUGUUCAUGAAGGACCUGAAGAACAUGGCCGUCCUGUCGUUGCUGGCCAACGUCUGCAUGGCCGUCAGCGUCAUCAUCAUCUUCCAGUACAUCACGACGGAUUUUGGGGACCUUCAUCGUCUCCCUCUCACUUCCCCCUUGGGCAAGUUCCCCUUCUUCUUCGGAACAGCCAUCUUUGCCUUCGAAGGCAUCGGAGUGGUAAGUACUCUUCAACAGGUGUUAUGAAACACCUGAUUGGUU
Messenger RNA from Oncorhynchus masou masou (cherry salmon), 1934 nucleotides. Its product is annotated as neutral amino acid uniporter 4-like. The coding region runs from base 1386 to 1919 and encodes 177 amino acids. The transcript has 4 exons. Gene Ontology annotation, biological process: L-alanine transport; amino acid transmembrane transport. Gene Ontology annotation, molecular function: L-alanine transmembrane transporter activity; L-proline transmembrane transporter activity. NCBI's taxonomy places the organism in Eukaryota, Metazoa, Chordata, Actinopteri, Salmoniformes, Salmonidae. The record is from RefSeq and is a predicted model, not a curated record.